UUUAUGAUUUAUUAGCUUUAUCAGCUCACAAACCCCCUGCAGUUUGCAAGUUUAACGCUGAUUUUACAGCAAACAUGCAUCAUCUGACUGUAUUUCAGUUCUCACUUGGUAUCGCAGAAGAAACGCAGGAUAUGAUUCCACAGACCACCAAGUCCAUACGGCUGCGGCGCUGCGGACACUGUCUGGUACAGCAACCCAUGAGAUCCAAACACUGCCAGACGUGUCGGCACUGUGUGCGGCGCUAUGAUCAUCACUGCCCCUGGAUAGAGAACUGCGUCGGGGAGAGAAACCACCGCUGGUUUGUGCUUUAUCUGGCUGUCCAGCUUGUUGUCUUACUGUGGGGACUGUACAUGGCCUGGUCCGGCUUCAGUCACGCUCCCACCUGGCAGCUGUGGUUGAGGACCAACUGUGUGCUCCUGGGAGCAGCGGCGGCGGUGGCUGUCCUGUCCCUGACCGUGCUUCUCCUCCUGGGGUCUCACCUGUACCUGGUGUCCCUGAAUACCACCACAUGGGAGUUCAUGUCUCGACACAGAAUCUCUUACCUCAAGCACUGCGGUGCGGACGAAAACCCUUUUGACCGCGGAAUCCUGCGCAAUCUCUGGAGCUUCUUCUGCAUUUGGGAACCGGUGGUUUGGGAGCAUGUGUAUUUCAAGCAAGGCAACGAUACGAUUUAAUUUCCUUGGAGUCACGACUGCUGUGACAAAAAACCCAUUAGAUGGAAAUCGAUGUUUUGGUGGAAAUCGCUCCUAACUGCAGCUGCAGAACAUCUAAUCUACUUCUCCUUCCUUCUAAUCUACUUCUCCCAUUCCAUUUUGAAAGUGAUUCUUAAAUGCAUGAACUUUGUAGUUGCAAUGAUGUUUGAUCAAGCGUUAUCAAAUAGGUUGGAAUGAGCAUUUUUAUUAAAGUGUUUUGUGAAUAUUUUGCCCACAUAGAACUUUUAACAAUUCGUCUGUGCUGAUUUUGCACAUUUUAAUAGCAAACGCAGAACAAAAAGCACAAAAGCACAAUAGCGUUCUUCAGAGCUGAUUUGUGGUGUCCCAUUAAUGCAAUACAUAGAGAUAUCAAAAUGGUAUAUGCUAAUUAUUUAUUAACUUGGCUCUGCUCCUCUAAUCUCUUUCAUGGUACUAAAAAGCUGUUGGACAAAAGUAAUUGAGCUAGACAGUCUGUCAGCUUAUUGUAUAGCAGCAGAUGAUGAUGUACUGUUACAUCAGCAAUCAUUUUGUGCAAUUAUUGUGAAGUAGUUGUAUAUACUUAUUUUUAUUUUUUAGAAAAUAGACAUCCCCUUUUUAGAUCCAUUUCAAACAGGGUAAUGAGAAGUUCAUGUUUAUAAUGCAAAUAAUUUCCUAUAGCACUUUAUAAAUCAUUGGUGAAAUUUCCUUAUGCUUGUAAUGUGACUUUAUAAUAUUAAAUGUUCUGGUUUAUCUAGACAUAAUCAAUACAUAAGAAAUUAACAUCGAAAGACUGAAUUUAGAAUACAAACAAUCAAUACUGUAAUGGUCAACAUUACAGACAUUGUUUUUUGGUGAAAAACUAUAUAUUUUUAUAUAAAAAGGGCCUUUCCUAUUACACAUCAGCAUCUUAAAGAGAGAAAGAUGUAAGUGCAUGCGACACUGUUAGAUCUCGGUUACAUUUCGGACUGCCAGAAAAGUAGUUUUGUUGAUGAAUGCAGUACAAUGAAGUCCACAUAGUGUGACUUUUACCAAACAUUAGACUUUUUUCUGAAUAAUAUAGUCAUAAAAAGCAAUAAUUGUUUUUGCUUUUACUUCAUUUCAAUUUCUUUAAAUUGUUUCCUUAACUUUUGCACUUGAGUGUUUUUAACGUAUCAAUAUGAAUGCUGAGAUUUCAUGAAUGAUUUGUGCCGUUUUGAUCAAAGUUAUGCAAUUUUUUUUCUCAAUGUAAUAUUUUGAAACAUCAGUAUUCAAUAAAUGGAACAACAUGGUCACAUUGUAUUUUAUUUCUGAAAAUACAUUCAUCCCGUUCGAUUACAUUUACUUAGAUAUUUAUUUGUCCUUCAUGUGGCUCAUAGAAACGGCAAGUUUCAUUUAAAUAUUUUAGUGUCAUUUCGUUCACAGUGUAACUUAUUAGUAAACCACAUUUACAGUGAUACAAUGAUCUAGUCAAAAGUAAAAUACAGACAAACACCUUAAAUAACGAACAACAUAAUAAGCUUCUGUAACAUGACACAGAGAGCAAAAUAUCAAUAUUUAAAUAUCAGCUUAGUGAGUUAAUGUGCUAACCGCAUCAUGCUAAGACCGAGUAGAAUAUGCUUGGUCUAAUUCAGUAGUAUUAGAUUUGUCCAGAGGAGGGCUAUAAAGAGAAAGGCGGGAUAGAGCAAGUCACUGUUUGCAAUCGAAAGUCACAAGAUGUCUGCAAGUACAGUAAAGAGCUCCUUUUGGAAAGUUGAGAACUGAUCAACAAGCAACAUUUAUCUGGGGCACCAAUCCCAAAUCAAAUCCAGAUUAGGGACAACCAGAGAUCAAAAUGUGAGGGUUUAACAUGAACAUACAUCACACAGACCAAGUGUGGAGGAAUCUGCAUGAUCUAACACCGAGAAUGCACGCCGAUAGUUACAGUCUGGAACUUAAGGAGCUUAAGACGCUCCAGCCGCAUGUAUCGCUUGGAUCUACGCUACAUCAGAAAUCCUUAAAAAUGGCACAGCAUUCAGUCCUUCCAUCUAAAUCUGACAAUCAUUAUCUGUUCAGCAACAGUGCAAGUAUAUUUUGGCAUCAUAAUUCAUUGUAACAGGAAGACUACUCUUUUUUUCUUUUUUUUUAAACAGCUGGUCAGACUGACAU
Messenger RNA from Sinocyclocheilus grahami, 2795 nucleotides. Its product is annotated as probable palmitoyltransferase ZDHHC12. Gene Ontology annotation, cellular component: endoplasmic reticulum; Golgi apparatus. Gene Ontology annotation, molecular function: protein-cysteine S-palmitoyltransferase activity. The record is from RefSeq and is a predicted model, not a curated record. The transcript is spliced from 3 exons. Bases 75 to 674 code for a protein of 199 amino acids. Gene Ontology annotation, biological process: protein targeting to membrane; peptidyl-L-cysteine S-palmitoylation. NCBI's taxonomy places the organism in Eukaryota, Metazoa, Chordata, Actinopteri, Cypriniformes, Cyprinidae.